UGCGAGACAACACGCGAAAACCGAGUCAGGAUUUUUUUUUUAAAUCGCAUUCCGAGGUUCCACUGUAGUUCUGAAUGGUGAACGGGUGUUAGAGGGCAUGCUGGUCUCAUGCCACCCACAAGAACAACAAUGCAGGAAUGCGGUGAGUCCGCUGGGGACAGCGGCGGAGGUAGAGUAAUACAGAGAGGCAAUUCAUUUCUAUAAAAAAAAAAUGUUCAUAAGUCUAAACUUAUUUGACACGUGACAAUCUCGCUGAUGCCUUUCAGCUUAUCUUGCCCUAAUCAUAGCUAUCAUUAAGGCCUUGUAGCCUGAAACGCGUCAGCAGAAGUUGAAUUUUAAGCCGUUUUAAUGAAUGAAUGUUUUUAGGAACCUGCAACUGAGUGCCAGUAUUUUCUUACACUGUCCUGUGUAUGCUGCCCUAUGGCACGGGCACAGCACCCUUUAUUGAGUUUUUGCAUUCUGCUACCCAUCCUGGGCACACAUUUGGGCACACAGGGUGCUCUAUGUGAAGGGAGAGGAAGAAGACAGCAGUGGGCCUCACAGGAAACUCUUUUUAAGAAGAUCUGUCACUUUCUCCACAUAGAGAUUGAGCGAUUGGUGGAGAUUGAGCGAUUGGUGGAGAUUGAGCGAUUGAUGGUGAUUGACCCAUUGGUGGAGAUUGAUGGAGAUUGAGCGAUUGAUGGUGAUUGAGCGAUUGAUGGAGAUUGAGCGAUUGAUGGUGAUUGACCCAUUGGUGGAGACUGAGCGAUUGAUGGAGAUUGACCCAUUGGUGGAGAUUGAGCGAUUGAUGGAGAUUGAGCGAUUGAUGGAGAUUGAGCCAUUGGUGGAGAUUGAGCGAUUGAUGGAGAUUGAGCGAUUGAUGGAGAUUGAGCGAUUGGUGGAGAUUGAGCGAUUGGUGGAGAUUGAGCGAUUGGUGGAGAUUGAGCGAUUGAUGGAGAUUGAGCGAUUGGUGGAGAUUGAGCGAUUGGUGGAGAUUGAGCGAUUGGUGGAGAUUGAGCGAUUGGUGGAGAUUGAGCGAUUGGUGGAGAUUGAGCGAUUGGUGGAGAUUGAGCGAUUGGUGGAGAUUGACCGAUUGAUGGAGAUUGACCGAUUGAUGGAGAUUGACCGAUUGAUGGAGAUUGACCGAUUAAAUAUGCACUGUCACUGUACUAAUGACACUAUUAGGGAAAGGGGAUCAAAGGGUUAAAUGUGAUCCUUUCUAACUGUGUGGGGGGCGGUGCUUUAUAUGUGGGAAGACAGAGAUCCGUAUUCCUGCUUAGCAGAAACACGGGAUCUCCGUCUUCCCUUAUCAAAGAACGGCGACCUGCCAUGUUUACAUGGCCGUUGUUCUGGCUGACAUCGGGUCCACUAGACCCGCCGAUUGGCUCCCGCUGUGUCCAAUCGCAACAGGUACGCGUCCACACCCCCCGGACUCGGAAGUUCAGAAUGACGUACCCGUAGCGCAUGUUAGCGCCCUGCAGCGCAUGUUAGCGGGGCGAUCAGCAAACGAGAAAUGUUGCCGUUGUGGAAUUUUAUAAUUAUUUAUUUCUUUUUGCCCGGGGUUAUUUUGAAAAGUUACUUUGUAUAAAAUGAAUAUGGAAGCCGGUUGUCUAUAUUAUAAAAUGUAACAUAAUAAUAAUAAAGGAAACGGCGAGCCGAUCCCAAGGAUUACUUUGUCUCCAGGAUAUUUCCACGCCGUCGUUGUCGGAUUCGGAGGACCGGACAUUCCUGUUAUACCGACAAUUCAGUGAGAGCGUUUUUAUUUAUUUCUACGUUUUGUUAAUAGGCGUCUAUAUAUAUAUAUAUAUGUAUACUGUGUGUAUAUUUUGUGUUAUUUGAUUUAUUGUAUACACUUUACAACAAAAUAAAUCCUAUAAUCCUCCAGU
Molecule: messenger RNA, 1865 nt
Organism: Rana temporaria (common frog)
Lineage: Eukaryota; Metazoa; Chordata; Amphibia; Anura; Ranidae
Product: ovarian abundant message protein-like
Exons: 2
Coding region: 662-1186 (174 amino acids)
Source: RefSeq, a predicted model, not a curated record